AUGAUGGUGAUUUGCGAUGUCGAUCAACACCCAGAAACACACAAGGAAGCGGAAUUCAUUUCACAAUUUAUACCGACUAUCAUAAAGUACGAAUUCUCGCGAGAAGAAGGUCCAAGGAAAACCAUGGCUGAAGUGGCGUACAAGAAUGAGAAAAACGAUUAUACGUUUUGCCUGGACGCGGUUUCCAGGAUGAAUGCCUCGUAUACCAUAAUAUUACAGGACGAUGCGCUGGUGCGAUGGGAUUUCUUUGACAUCCUCGAUCACAUAUUGAAAACACGGAUAGAGAAUACAUACGAGAAAGGCGAAUUAGUAAAGAAUGAGCGCUUGGACGAGGUUGCUGCUGUAAAACUAUUCAUGCCAGAGAAGUGGCAGGGCUAUUCUUGGAGCCAAAAAACAGUGCUCACCCUCUUCGCUAUAGGCUGUACAUGGGGUCCACCUCUAGCAGCUAUUUAUAUCUAUCUCAUUAAUCAACAUGUUAACACAUCGUAUCUUGCACGUUUAUUGGUGUUUUUACUCUCAGUCUUCUACGUCAUGUUACUACCUGUACUGAUUGGACAACACUAUGUGCUCGAGUUGCGUCGUAUAUCGGUACAGCUUUACAACAUGUACCACGCACCUGGAUGUUGCAUCCCGGGUACUCUAUACAACACUAAAAAUGUAGGGAAGAUUGUGAGUUACCUGCAAUCUGUGGAAGGUACAAGAGAAUAUCCAGUGGAUAUUGCUAUUUCUGACUACAUCAGGAAGUCCGACAUGAUACAUUAUUUAAUCAUACCCAACGUAGUCUAUCAUAUUGGAAUGUUUUCAACUUUACACAGAGAACCCAAAGACCCGGAACAUUUUCAAGAUGUAUGA
This is a messenger RNA of Saccoglossus kowalevskii, 852 nucleotides long. Its product is annotated as GPI-N-acetylgalactosamine transferase PGAP4-like. The record is from RefSeq and is a predicted model, not a curated record. Lineage: Eukaryota; Metazoa; Hemichordata; Enteropneusta; Harrimaniidae. Gene Ontology annotation, molecular function: glycosyltransferase activity. Gene Ontology annotation, cellular component: Golgi membrane. Gene Ontology annotation, biological process: GPI anchor biosynthetic process.